This is a messenger RNA of Mercenaria mercenaria, 1023 nucleotides long. RefSeq lists its product as uncharacterized. NCBI's taxonomy places the organism in Eukaryota, Metazoa, Mollusca, Bivalvia, Venerida, Veneridae. Bases 190 to 1023 code for a protein of 277 amino acids. The record is from RefSeq and is a predicted model, not a curated record. The transcript is spliced from 4 exons.
CCUCGACAUGCGCGUACCAGUGACAACGAACGGUAUGUUCAGAUAUGACAUUACAAACUGUAUAACGACUGUAUGCCUGUGCCUAGGAGCCUCAUUCAUUGCAUGGAGUAACAAAGAAGCAAAGCUGAUCACUUACUCCACGAAGAAUGAAUAGCCUUUUAAUUAACUGAUACAGUGGAACCAGGGAUAAUGGAUCUUCUAAGAAAGCCUUUUGAUAAAAAAUAUCAAAACUGGAUGAAAGCACAUCUUGCUGUAAAGAUUACAAAAGAAGGAAUUGAACCUUUUGUUUAUAAUGAAAUACAACAAUUCCAGCAGAAGUGUUUGUCUGAUAUUUGUAACAAUAAUGGACUUCCUGCUGGAACCACGUGUUCAGGUUGCUGUACAGAAAAUGUUGUUGUUUGUCCUACAAAUAGAAUUUGUGAUGUAGGACGUGCGAAAUGCAGAUAUCAUAGAAAUUCUGCAACACAAUAUUUCCCACCUGGCUGCCCUAAUAAGAUAUGUCAUAAUUUCAAAAAUGAUAUCCAGAAUGCUCAUAGGUUCUGCGGUCCGUCCUAUAAAAACACUGAUGCUAGUCAGUGGUGCAGCAAUCCUUGGGAAGUGGCUAAAUGUUUCAUGCCACCCGACGGAUACAGGGAUGUGACAAGUGCGGCAGAGACUGAUUUCAAUGCAAUUAUCGCUGUUGUCAUGAACCAUAAAGGCUUUCAGUCCAAGGUGAUGGAUGAUCUUAGCAAGAAAAGUAAUAUCUUUGAACAGUGUAGAGAAGUCUACAGAGCGAUUAGGUAUAAUCAUAGUUUAGAAGUGGAAGAUACAGAUCUUCAACACUAUUUCGGAUGUUUACGGAGUCUUCUGACUGAUCCUGCAUAUUUGUAUGUAGAUAAAGACGCACUGAGCGCUUUGUGCAGAUUAACACAGAUUUCAACAGUAUUUCGGCUUUUUCACAGAAAGACGGUUUACCGACAUCAUACAUGGGAAAGACCAGUGCUAAUCUCCAAUCCUCCGUCUAUCAGAGAUGUUAUUGUAUAG